Bursaphelenchus okinawaensis is the source of this 953-nucleotide messenger RNA. The record is from the annotation of a GenBank genome assembly. Lineage: Eukaryota; Metazoa; Nematoda; Chromadorea; Rhabditida; Aphelenchoididae.
AUGAGAAUGUUCUUGUACUUGUUUUUGUUGUUCAUCUCCACCGUCUCCGACGAGUUGACCUUCGAAUCAGCCUUCAACAACAAGUGUUCGGCUAGCAACGAAGCCAAGAUAAACAACUGCUUACAGGUAAUUCUAUGUGUUUAAACUAACCUUUAUUUGAAGAGUUUUAUUAAAAGUAUAAUUAGUAUACCUUUUAAUCCUAUCGUUAUUUGGGUAUGAAAACAUUUGGCCUAAAGCAAUUUGGACGUAUGUUUUCAGCCAAUCAUUGACUAUGCUAACUCGAUACAAAAGAACUCUGAUCAAGAAGAUACCACGCCGUUCUCGCUCAAAGGUGGAGAAGUGUUUGAAAAACUCUGCAAACUUUACACUGACUUUAAAGUAAGCUUUUAGUUGUAGUCAUCACAUUUCAAAGUAAAUUUAAAACAAUCAUUUUACAUUCAUACAAAGAUACCAAAUAGCCUAAAGUCAUAAAAAAAUUUAAAACCCGUUCAGGACUGUACAGAAACGACACGUUGCCAUUCCAUCUCGAUAGAAGCGGUCGAAGCAUCGUACGGCUACAUGUGUGGAGCAGGUCACGACCUGUUUGAAAAGCACGCUGCCUGUUUCGCUGAAGUCGAGAGUCAGAAAGAGUACAACUUGUGUAGGAAUGCCGCAGGGAAAGCGAUGGACGAUGCAGUUCAAGUAAAGAAGCACAACCUGGACAAGUACUUCCACAAGCUGUGCCAGAUCAUGGACGACUACCUGAGGUGUUGUCGCCCGUUCGUUCUCGAGAAAUGCGGGUCAGAUGCGUGGAGACUGGUUGCUCAAGUAAGUUGUCGAGUUUAUUCUUUUUUUUUAGCUUUACAAUGUAAAAAUAAAGCUUGAGUAAUUGUAACUUUCCUCAAUUUCAGAUAACAAUAGACAGUUUACGCGUCACGAUGCCCAACUGCGACGUAAAUCGGGCUUUAUUGUAA